AUAAAGUUGGAUAUACAUCACGUAAUGAUGAAUUAAAUAACAGCAGAACAAUUUUUUAAAAUAAUAACGUAUAAAAUUUUAUUCUAAUAAUUUAAGAUGAAAUUUUCAAUAUUGUUAGCAUCAGUUAUUUUUAGUGUACAGGCUAUAGAUGUGUACAUAUCAUUUGAUAGUCUAUCGGGAACACGACCUAAUACUGCAUUUGUUGGCGCAAAAUAUUCUAAUGAAAAAUAUGUUCCUGACACUUUUGAUUUUAGAACAUUUGUAAACAUCGAAGCUCCUUUCCUGACAGCUUGGAAUUAUACAAUUAAUGGCGUACAAAUUACAAACGGUGUUGAAGACUUUUGCAACCCUAAUCCAGUGAGUCCUGGAGGUAUUGCCGUACUAAUAUUACGUUAUGGUCUUGGUUUCGAAGACAGCAAUUGUCCUUUUGAACGAUUUACUACGUAUAACAAUAGAUCAUGGAUAUGGGCACAAGCAGAAUCUCUUGAUCUCGAUGAUAUUUUUAAGGUUGCUAAGACUAUAGCAAGUACAUCCGUUGAUAAUAAAUUACCACAAAUGCAGGAACCAUUAGAUACAGAUUCAUCAGAUUUUGAGGAAGGAGCAACUGAUCCUUCACUAGAAACAGGAUCACAUAGUAUGAGAAGACGUCGUAGAGACUCAUCAUUCUUAACUAUUAAACUAGAUACAAUCAACGAAUGUGUUGAUGCUAGAUUUGAACUUAGUGCCGAAGUUGAUUAAUCUUGAAGCCUUUUCUUCAUCACAUGAUGUAAUAUAAAAUCAUAAUGAUAAAGUAAUGUUGACAUUUUUUUCUUACAUAUUUUUUUAUUUAUGUGUCAUGAAUUUGGAAAAAUAAACAAUUGUCUUUAGCAUUUUGAUCGAAUAUAUAAA
Molecule: messenger RNA, 888 nt
Organism: Chelonus insularis
Lineage: Eukaryota; Metazoa; Arthropoda; Insecta; Hymenoptera; Braconidae
Exons: 4
Coding region: 97-738 (213 amino acids)
Source: RefSeq, a predicted model, not a curated record